UAACUGGAAAAAAAAUGUCUAAAGUGAAUACGCUUUUCAAUUACUUUAAGUCACCUAAAGCCGACAAGCAGGCUGCGAACAAAGUUUCUAGUCCUAAAGCAGAUUCUCCCAAAGUGAAGGAUAGACCAAGACGAAAGGUAGGGCAGAAGAGAGACAAAGAAAACGCGAAUGAUGAAAACCAAAAAACUCCAACGCGUAAACAGGCAAGAAAGUCUGUAACCCCCACAAGCAGAAAGAGAUCAUCAAAAACUGAGGAAGAUGAGUCUACCCGUCCUAAGAAAAGGAGAUUGGUAAUACCGUCAGACAACAGUGACGAGUCUGGGGACGAAUUCAAGCCUGAUGAAGAUGAAGAAAGUUCAUCAGAGGCUUCUUUAUCUGAAGUUGACAGUGAGUCAGAAGAUCUAUCUUCUGCGGUUGACAGCGAUGAAGAAACUCCAAAGAAAAAAUCGAAUGCCAGGUCAAAGAAGCCUGCCUCCAAAACAAAUGGUCGUGGAAAAACCUUGGAGAAAUCCGAAACAAAAACCAAUCCAUCCAGCCAAUCUAGUGGUGGUGCGAAUAAUACAGAAUGGAGUCAUCUGAAAUACGAUUUUCUUCAGCCAAAUAAAAUAAAGGAUAUACACAAAAGACCUCCAACAGAUCCAAAUUAUGAUCCAAAGACACUUUUUGUGCCACAUGAAUUCAAAAUAAAUCAAACUCCGGCAAUGAAACAGUGGUGGGAAAUGAAAUGCAAGAAUUUCGAUUGCGUGUUAUUUUUCAAAGUUGGAAAAUUUUAUGAAUUAUAUCAUAUGGAUGCGGUAACUGGUGUUAAUGAGAUUGGUUUAUCUUAUAUGCGUGGCGAGUUCGCUCACUCAGGAUUUCCGGAAAUAGCGUAUGGCCGUUUCGCAUCAAGCUUGAUCGAAAAAGGAUACAAAGUAGCAAGAAUUGAACAGACUGAAAAUCCAGAAAUGAUGUCUGCGCGAGUUAGUAAGAUGUCUCAUGUCACCAAAUUUGACAAAGUGGUAAAGAGAGAAAUCUGCCAAAUUAGUAGCAAGGGUACCAGAGUGUUUACAGCGCAGGAUGUUGAUCCAAAUUCAGCCACUUCGAGUUACCUUCUAUCAAUAGUAGAGAAGUCUGAUCCAUCUUCGAUUAUAUCAAUCUAUGGUGUCUGUUUCAUCGAUACUUCUAUCGGAGAUUUUCAUCUCGGUCAGUUCCAAGAUGAUCGCCAUAGUUCCAGACUACUAACUCUCGUCUCACAUUACCCUCCAUGUCAGAUUAUAUAUGAACGAGGUGGUCUGUCAGAGCGAACGAAUAAAAUUUUGAACACUGCCUUAGCCACUGCAUUGAAAGAAUCACUGCAAAAGGAAACACAAUUUUGGUCCGCAUCUACUACUCUGAAAAAUCUACAUGAAGGAGACUAUUUCAAAUCAGAGACGAAUUCGGAUUUCUCAUGGCCAGAGGGUUUGAAGCCGUACCUGAGCCCAGGUGAUAGCCUGGGUUUAACAGCGGCAGAUGGGGCAGAAUUAGCUGUGUCCGCUCUGGGUGGCUGCGUAUACCACCUGAAAGCAUCCUUCAUAGAUCAGCAACUACUUGCGCAGUGUCGUUUUGAGACAUGGACUCCUCCGGAUGACCAAGAUCAUCGUAAAUCAGGAAAACUUGCCAACAACAUGGUACUAGAUGCUAUUACUAUCAACAAUCUAAGAGUUCUCGAUGGAGCUGGUUCACUCAUUAGAACGUUAGAUCACUGCUGUACACCAUUUGGUAAAAGGUUAUUACGGGAAUGGAUCUGUAGACCGUCGUGUCGUAAAUUUGAGAUUAUUCAACGCCAAGAGGCUAUUUCUGACCUAAUGGAGCAGAUGGAAGCUAUGCAAAAUGUUCGUCGAAUUUUGGGGUCCCUUCCAGAUCUGGAAAGAUUGCUAAGCAAAAUACAUGCCCAGGGAAAUUUUGUGAAAGGACAAAAUCAUCCAGAUUCAAGAGCCAUCAUGUAUGAGAGUAAAACUUAUUCGAAGCGCAAGAUCCUGGACUUUACAAACGUACUCCAAGGGUUCGAAGAAGCUUUGAAUAUUGUCGAUUCCUUUGCUGGUGCUAAAAGUAGUUUGUUGAAUCGAUGUACUAAGCACGCACCGGAAGGUGAUUUUCCUGCACUCGAGGAAAUGCUCAACCACUUCAAGACGGCAUUUGAUCAAGAAGAAGCCAAAAAGGAAGGGUGCAUUAUACCAAAACGUGGAGUUGACUCUGAAUAUGACGCUGUACUGGACGAGUUAGCUUCCUUGAAAGAAGAUCUGAACGAGUAUCUAGAAUCACAGAGAAAACAUUUCGGAGUAAAAGUGAACUAUUUUGGCAGUGAUAAGAAACGUUAUCAAAUUGAGGUUCCUGAAUCUCAAUUAAGAAAAGUGACCACUGAAUAUGAACUUCAGUCGCAACGCAAAGGCUUCAAACGUUACUUCACCCCAGAAACUAAAGAGUUUUUAGCUCGACAGAUUGCUGUCGAAAACAACAAAGACAAAGUCCUCAAGGAUAUCAGUCGGAGGAUAUUCGCGAAAUUCAGUGAGAAAUAUGAUAUGUGGUGCAGUGCUGUCUACCAGCUGGCUACACUCGAUGUUCUUACAUCAUUUGCUGAAUAUUCUCAGAGCGGAGAGAUGUCUGUUCCUAUAAUAGAAGAUGCAACGAAUGAAAAACCUGCUUUUAUUGAGAUAAGAGACGGUAGACACCCCUGCGUUACAUCUGACGACUUUAUUCCCAACGACACCAUGCUCGGAACCGAAGGAUCUGCCUCUCUUGUUAUUCUAACUGGACCCAAUAUGGGAGGAAAGUCAACACUUAUGCGACAAGUUGGGCUGCUCACGAUCAUGGCGCAAAUUGGUUGUCACAUUCCUGCAAGUUCAUGCCGGUUAACGUUAGUGGAUCGGAUUUUCACUCGGCUGGGUGCCAAUGACGACAUAUUAGGAGGUCAAAGUACAUUCUUAGUCGAACUCAGUGAAACUGCUACUAUACUACAACACGCCACGCCGAAUUCAUUGGUGCUCGUUGAUGAACUGGGUCGAGGUACUUCAACUUAUGAUGGAACAGCUAUUGCUGCAGCGGUAGUUGGAGCUCUGAAGGAUUUAAAAUCACGCACCUUAUUCUCGACGCAUUAUCACUCCCUGGUAGAAGACUAUAAAUCUGAUGAAAACGUUAGCCUCAGUCACAUGGCGUGUAUGGUAGAAACCGAAGAGGAAGAGGAAGUGUCUCAAGAAACUGUCACAUUUUUGUACAAACUCAGCAAAGGUGCUUGCCCAAAGUCUUAUGGGUUCAACGCAGCCCGCUUAGCUGGAAUUCCAUCUAAUAUCACCCUGAAAGCUCACGAGAUCGCUAGCAAGUUGGAGAGCGAAGUAAACCAGAGAUAUUGCUUUACCGCUCUUUGCAAAGGUAACAAAAGUGAAUCAAACGAUCUGAUCUCCUCUUUAAAGUUACUUCAUGUGAAGUAAACGUCGCAUGCUUUUGUUUAAUACACUGUCAAACUUUUGCUCCCUAUGCGUAUGAAGUUUUCAGUAUUAUUUUUUAUUACCUUCUAUAUUUUAAGAUAUUCACGUAUGUUGGGGGAUCGUUUGUCGCGACGACCGGUUUAAUUAUUUUGCAUCCGGAAUUCACGUUGAUUUUCAUGUAUUGUUAUUUCAUAUUAUUUUUUUGCCAAUUCUGGAUUAUUUGAACAUUUCGUGUUUACAUUAUCAUCUGAUGGGAAGUGUACCAGUGUAUGUUUGUUGGCGAAAAUGUUAUAUUGAAAAAAAAAAAUCCAAAUGAUAAUUCCAUCUGUAAUAGUACAAAAUAGUUGAUAAAUGAAAACUAAUACCUGUCACAGUUUUUCAGCAAGCCAAAAAAUUUGUACACCAUGUUAAAUUUGAUACGAAUUAAACUAUAAUACUAAUUUUCUCCAAUGAAGUAUAGAUAGGAGGCGCCAUUCACAAAUUGUAAAAUGCGUUAAGUUUAUUAUGUAUUUCAAAUUCGCAAAUAUUUCAAAUGCUUCGAUAUUAUAUAUUUUGUUCUAUGAUUACGUUUGUAAUAAAUUUUUCUGAAAA
Athalia rosae (coleseed sawfly) is the source of this 4031-nucleotide messenger RNA. It is a transcript of the gene Msh6, whose product is annotated as DNA mismatch repair protein Msh6. Gene Ontology annotation, biological process: mismatch repair. The record is from RefSeq and is a predicted model, not a curated record. Gene Ontology annotation, cellular component: MutSalpha complex; nucleus. Bases 15 to 3443 code for a protein of 1142 amino acids. The transcript is spliced from 21 exons. Gene Ontology annotation, molecular function: ATP-dependent DNA damage sensor activity; mismatched DNA binding; ATP binding. Lineage: Eukaryota; Metazoa; Arthropoda; Insecta; Hymenoptera; Athaliidae.